Molecule: messenger RNA, 909 nt
Organism: Pieris napi
Lineage: Eukaryota; Metazoa; Arthropoda; Insecta; Lepidoptera; Pieridae
Exons: 2
Coding region: 69-848 (259 amino acids)
Source: RefSeq, a predicted model, not a curated record
AUCACGUAACGAUCAACGAAGUUUUUUGUAUUGUAUUAUAUCAAGCUAAUUUGAAAAAUAUAUUCACAAUGGAUAAAAAUGCAAUGGGCCCGCCGAAAAUCCUAAAAACAUCAAGACGUCAAUCAGUUCUGCCAUCUACGUCGAAAAAAUUAUCGGUGAGGGAUUCAAAAAUACGACAAAAUGUGAAUGCAACUGUUACCAAUGAUUCCAGUGUUUUCGUUGAUAAUGAUGGAGAAGAUUUAGCUAUGGAAAGCAUUACACAACAGUGUCUACGUGAUGUACUCGCCGAUUGCUUGGUAGAUAUGAAAAUAAAACGUGAAGAAACCGAUAUGGAUAUUCAAAUCACGCAGUUGGCUGACCGCUUUGCUAAAACUGUUGAACAGUUGGAGAAAACCAACAGGCGGUUAAAGGAUAUAUCGUUUGUUGUGGAACAAAAGAGGCUUUUGGAUUUAAAAACUAUAGACUGUUCAAGAUUCCAUGAAACUAUUGAAGAAUCUGGGGUCACAGAUAUCCUAAAUAAUCUGGCAACUUCAGAACAGGCAUAUCUUGACAAACUUGAGACAAAAAACAUAGAUUUUGGUUACAACAAAGAAACUGGUCAUAAACAACUUCUAGAUGCGGUAAAUGAUGCUAUUGAUGGCUUGGAAGAAAUAAAAAAACACUCUGGCCUAGACAUAGACAAGUUGAAGCAGUUUGAGGUUACACAAACAAUGUUAGAUGAGAUUGAAAAGGAAAAGUUUAAUAUUGAUAAUUUAAAAUCUGAAUUUGAGAAAAAGUUCCCUAAAUUUUGUGAUAAGUUACUCCAAGAAGUUUCGGAAAAAGUAGACACUAUGUUGAAGUCUGAUUAAUGUUAUUUAUACUUAUAAAAUGUUGAAGAUAUUUAGCGAAAAUUAAAUUGUGUUUAUUUUU